Symbiodinium sp. CCMP2456 is the source of this 567-nucleotide messenger RNA. The record is from the annotation of a GenBank genome assembly. Lineage: Eukaryota; Dinophyceae; Suessiales; Symbiodiniaceae.
AUGGCAGUUUGGUCGGUGGAGCUCCGGGACGGCUCCAACUACCUGAAGCUCUCUGCACGGCUGAGCUACAGAGGGCGGAGCACGGACGAGACGAGCGCUGAAGUGGAUCCGGAGGCGGAGGCGGAGUUGUGUCUGCUCUCUGGGAACUUGCCGGGCAGCUCUGUGGCGGGGAAGGUGGAUGGUGUUCCCAUUACUUCAGAUGACUUCUUCUUUGGUCUCGAGCACCCUCAGGGCCUGAAUUCAGCCCGGGCCGGAGAGUAUCGAUGCUGCUUAAAGCAGCAUACUGCGAAGAUUCAGGAGCACGGCCCGCACGCAGCUUUGGUUCUGGGCGUGACGGUGCCUGGCCAGGUACGGCGAUCUUUCUUGCAUUACUUGGAGCGAGAGCGUGCUCAUCCCUCAAGGAAGAUGCUUCACUACAACAGCUGGUAUGAUAUUGGAACAGGCCAACAGUUCGAUGCUGAGCAGGCAAUAAACCGGCUGGAUCACAUCGCGAGGGAGCUGUCACGACGAGGAGUCAUGCUAGACUCUUUCCUGCUGGAUGACGGCUGGGACGACCCAGACACUUAG